AUGGCGACUGACGACGAUGCCGAUAUCCCCGAAACUGGAGCCAUUUUCACGUUUGGCAAGAGUAGGUUUGCAGAUAAUUUACCAAGUAAAUUUUGGAUUCGAAAUGACAAAGCCAUGCACAUAUCCUGUGGGGAUGAACACUCAGCCAUCAUAACAGAGUCUGGUCGUUUGUACACCUUUGGUUCCAAUGAUUGGGGACAGCUUGGACUUGGUCAUAUGAAACCAACAACUAAACCUGGAUGUGUCAAAUCUUUGAAGCAAGAAGGUGUAAAUUUGGUAGCUUGUGGUAGAUCUCACACUAUAGUAUGUACAAAAGCAGGUAGAUUGUAUUCAUUUGGUGCUGGAUCUGAUGGACAGUUAGGUACUGGAGAUGCACAGUGUGCUACCUCACCACAACUUAUAAAUCUACCAGAACAGAAAUAUAAAUUAUUGUCAGCUGGUACUGACCAUUCAGCAGCACUUACAACUGAUGGUACUCUGUACAUGUGGGGUAGUGGUUCUGAAGGGCAGUUAGGAUUAGGUAAUACCGAUAGUGUAGAAACGCCAAAAGAACUUAAAUUUCAUUCUUCAGUAAGCUGGGUUUCCUGUGGGUACUACCAUACAGCUAUAGUUACAGAUGAUGGUAAACUUUAUACCUUUGGUGAAAAAGAAUUUGGUAAACUAGGUUUAACAGAAGACCAGUUAGAAGACACCACAACACCAAAGCAUGUAGAAUCUAUAACAGAAAAAAUUAAAUUGGUGGCAUGUGGUGGUGCCCAUACUGCUGUCAUAUCAGAUGUUGGUAAUUUAUAUACAUUUGGUGAUGGUAUGCAUGGCCAGCUAGGAAAUGGUCCAUCAUUACUACAAUUGAGUCUACCACAGAAAGUUGCUCGCCUUAGUGAACAUAAAUGUAAAUAUGUUUCUUGUGGAGAUAAUCAUACAGCAGUUAUUACAGAAAAAGGUGCUAUGUAUACUUUUGGUGAUGGGAGGCAUGGCAAGCUAGGCAUCAGUGAAGAAGAUUUCUGUAAUAUAUUUAAACCCUGUAAAGUAUCUAGAUUCACCAGUUUUGAUGUCCAAAGU
Molecule: messenger RNA, 1059 nt
Organism: Saccoglossus kowalevskii
Lineage: Eukaryota; Metazoa; Hemichordata; Enteropneusta; Harrimaniidae
Source: RefSeq, a predicted model, not a curated record